This is a messenger RNA of Coregonus sp. 'balchen', 7524 nucleotides long. The record is from the annotation of a GenBank genome assembly. Lineage: Eukaryota; Metazoa; Chordata; Actinopteri; Salmoniformes; Salmonidae.
AAGGUAAUCUGCACUCCUCACUGGCAUGCUAAGAAGAGCAACUGCAAAUGUGACUGUGAAUUGUUGGAAAGGAAACAUUGUAAAACUUGAUCAUAAGGUAAUGGUAUCUACCGAUAUGAACUAGUAACCAUUUUUACAUAUUCUCUUGGUGCUUUCAAGACAACUGGGAACUCGGAAAAAAACGAGAUUAAAUCAUGACGUCAGUGAUCAUCAGGUUGGAGUUCUAGAACGGUGGUUCCCAACCAGGGUUACUUGGAGCCCUGGGGGUACUUGAGAUGAGAACAUAGGCCUACUGGUAAAAUGCACGUGAGGGUGUACAUAAGGGGUACUCCAGGCAGAGCAAAAUUCUGUUGAAAAAGUUUGGGAACCACUGGAAAGAGGCCCAAGUUCCUGACUUGGAAUUCCGAGUUGGAUGACCAGUCAAAAUAUUUUACCCAGUUGUUUUGAACGCAGCAAACAAUAUAGCUUCAAAAUGCUGGCAUGUCAGACUGUCAAUCCUUGCAGCCAUAGAUCUGUCAAUGAAUUUGAGAGUGGUUUCCCCAGCCCCAUGCCUCAGGUGACCAAACAAAGUGGCAAGAUCAGGCUAUUGAAAUGGCAGAUUGUGGCUAUUAAAUAAUAUGAUACAAUAAGGAAUUGUAUGCUGUAAAGAGCAAUGUGAAAUCAUGUACUUAUUUCAAUUGACUAUUUAACAAUGUAAAUUAACAUUUAUUUAAUUUCAGUUAAUCAUGUCACGCCAGCUACAUGCUCGCAGAAUCGAGGGAAUCGACAAAAAUAUAUGGUAAUUUUACAGAAUUAUCUCAUAUGUGCUUGCCACAUUUUAUAGCAUACAUUGUUGUUUAUCAAUUGUUCUGUACUGACAGGGUUGAUUUUACCCAGCUGGCUGCUGACUACAAGGCAGUGAAUCUAGGCCAGGGCUUUCCUGACUUCCCCCCUCCAAGCUACAUCCAAGAGGCCUUCUGCAAAGCAGUCAACGGAGGAUGCUCAAUGCAUCAGUACACACGCGCUUUCGUAAGAAAAACACACAAUUGUGUGUGUGUGUCACACACUUGAUUUUACCUGAGCACAUUUAUUGUGGUUGACGUUUCGAUAAAAUACCUUUUUUCAAGACAUGGUCUUUUUGUUUUGAAAAAGGUAUUGUACCGAAACGUCGAUCACAAUAAAUGCACAGAGGUAAAAUCGUGUGUGGGAUAUAUUUAUUUUAUUUAUAAUGUUGAUCUUUGGGGCAGUAACUCCCAGCACCACAAAUGAGAUCAUAUUGGUAGUGGGUGUGUUAACGCUUCUAUAGUGUGUACGUGCAUGCCAGUCAGGGCUAAAAUGUGUUUAUUUUGUUCUUCCCUAGGGCCAUCCCGCUCUUGUGUCGAUCCUGGCCAAGUUCUUUGGUAGAGUCGUGGGACAUGAGAUUGAUGCUUUUGAGGACAUCCUGGUCACUGUCGGAGCCUACCAGGCUCUCUUCUGCACCUUUCAAGCCCUGGUCGAUGAAGACGAUGAGGUAACAGUGACUAUGUCAACACCUAGACAAAGGGUGCAACUCAAUACUUCGUUUUUACUGUGCAUCUCAUAUCAGUCAGUCACUUCUGUCUUCUAGGUCAUCAUUAUUGAGCCUUUUUUCGACUGCUAUCAGCCAAUGGUGAAGAUGGCAAGAGGAAAGGCUGUCUAUGUGCCACUGAGGCCAGUGAGUAGUGUGUUUUUAGUGUGUGUUUUUACAGACAAUUAGAUUUUUUACAUACCUUUCAUGGCCCAUUUCCUUUGGUGGGACAGUAAGUGCUAGCCUAAAGCUCAUUGAGAACGUUUACAUGCACAUUAAUAAUUCAUUAUUAAACUGAUUAUGGCAGUAGGCAGAUUAUGCAAUAGUCCUGUAAACACCUUACUCUGCUUAUCUUAAUCAGUGUAAGGUCAAAAUUGAAGUAAGCAUAUGCCGAUUAAAACACCUGGUUUCUGAGCAAUCUUUAGAAUUAUUAAGACACGGAAACACCUUAAUCGGCGUUCCAGCAGUGUAUUUGAUCUGUGCAUGUGCUAACACCAGCUGAGUGAGCCUCCCUCUUUAGAGUGAGUGAAGUGAGUUUGGAACAAACUGAAUGUUUGGGUCUUAGAAGUAGUUUUGACAUACAAACUUUAUACACUGGAACAAAGGGGCCUAGCCCGAACCAUGAAAAACAGCCCCAGACCAUUAUUUCUCCUCCACCAAAUUUUACGAUUGGCACUAUGCAUUCGGGCAGGUAGCGUUCUCCUGGCAUCCACCAAACCCAGAUUCGUUCAUCGGACUGCCAGAUGGUGAAGCGUGAUUCAUCACUCCAGAGAACGCGUUUCAACUACUCUAGAGCCCAAUGGCGGCGAGCUUUACACCACUGCAGCCGGCGCUUGGCAUUGCGCAUGGUCAUCUUAGGAUUGUUAGGCUUGUGUGUGGCUGCUUGGCCAUGGAAACCCAUUUGAUGAAGCUCCCGAUGAACAGUUAUUGUGCUGACGUUGCUUCCAGAGGCAGUUUGGAACUCGGAAGUGAGUGUUGCAACCGAUGGCAGAAUAUUUUUUUACGCACCCUCGCGCUUCAGCACUCGGCGGUCCCAUUCUGUGAGCUUGUGUGGCCUACCACUUCAUGGCUGAGCCGUUGUUGCUUCUAGGCAUUUCCACUUUUACAAUAACAGCACUUACAGUUAACUGGGGCAGCUCUAGCAGGACAGAAAUCUGACAAACUGACUUGUAAGAAAGGUGGCAUCCGAUGACGGUGCCACAUUGAAAGUCACUGAGCUCUUCAGUACAGGCCAUUCUACUGCCAAUGUUUGUCUAUGGAGAUAGCAUGGCUGUGUGCUCGAUUUCUAUACACCUGUCAGCAACGGGUGGGGCUGAAAUAGCCUAAUCCACUUGGGUGGCCACAUACCUUUGGCCAUGUAGUGUAUGUCCGAACUCAGAAUCAAAUAUGCUUCCAAAAAAUAACAUGGUCGCUGUGGUAGAACGUUUAUUUUGAUUGCUGAUUUUCUGCAUUUAACAAAGUGCCAUCAGGUAGCCUGAUUUCAGAUGUGUCCAUGUAAACAUUUUAAUCAAACUAUUAUAUAAAUCUAUCUACAAUAAUCGCAUUAUUGUGUGCAUGUAACCAUACUCACUGAUUUAGAGAAAAGUCCAGAUAACAUAAAGCUGAGGCUGUGUUGUGUGGUCCUAGAGAGUGGAGGGGGGCAAGGCCCUGACUAGUGCAGACUGGCUCCUAUCGUCUGAGGAGUUGGCCAGUAAAUUCAACCCACGCACCAAAGCCGUCGUCAUCAACACUCCCAACAAUCCAUUAGGCAAGGUGAGACACCCCACUGUAUGGUGAGAUAGACUUGUUUCAAUGUUAUCCUUGGGCUAUCCAUCCAUUUCACAUUGCGGGUGACAUUCUCGUGGUGCAAAAGAGCACAGAUCUGUGCAAAAAUACCGUAAACCACGUUAUAAUCUGGCAGUGCAAUUUAAUUAGAAACUUCUGAGAUUUGUGCUCUUCUGCACCAUGAAAAUGGCACCCUACAUCACUGACUUUUCUCACCUCCCACAUCUCAUCUUUGUCACAUAGGUGUAUAAGAGGGAGGAGCUCCAGGUGAUUGCAGACCUGUGUAUAAGGCAUGAUGUGGUGUGUAUCAGUGACGAGGUGUACGAGUGGCUGACUUAUGAUGGUGCCAAGCAUGUGAAGAUAGGUGAGGUACAGUUGAUUCAAUAGAGACAAGUAGCACAGUUUCUAUAGCAUGAUGUAAUAACCAUGGUUGUAACAGUAUGGUAAUAAUGCCCUGAUACAACUAAAUCCGCUAAAUCUUAUUUUGACUGUGUUUUCAUUCAAGCCAGUCUUCCUGGGAUGUGGGAGCGGACUGUCACGAUAGGAAGCGGAGGAAAGAGCUUCAGUGCUACAGGGUGGAAGGUAGGUAAUCCACUGAAAUACUAUGAACACAAACUAUGAUAAAGUUUUGAGGCACAGUGUCAUAUACAAUCUAUGCAAUCCAUAUUGUGUGUAUUGAAUUGACUGAGACAUAUCUGAUCCAUAUUGUGUGUAUUGACUAAGACAUAUCUGAUCCAUAUUGUGUGUAUUGACUAAGACAUAUCUGAUCCAUAUUGUGUGUAUUGACUAAGACAUAUCUGAUCCAUUUUGUGCGUAUUGACUGAGACAUAUCUGAUCCAUAUUGUGUGUAUUGACUAAGACAUAUCUGAUCCAUGUUGGGUGUAUUGACUAAGACAUAUCUGAUCCAUAUUGUGUGUAUUGACUAAGACAUCUGAUCCGUAUUGUGUGUAUUGACUAAGACAUAUCUGAUCCAUAUUGUGUGUAUUGACUAAGACAUAUAUGAUCCAUAUUGUGUGUAUUGACUAAGACAUAUCUGAUCCAUUUUGUGCGUAUUGACUGAGACAUAUCUGAUCCAUAUUGUGUGUAUUGACUAAGACAUACAGUGGGGAAAAAAAGUAUUUAGUCAGCCACCAAUUGUGCAAGUUCUCCCACUUAAAAAGAUGAGAGAGGCCUGUAAUUUUCAUCAUAGGUAAACGUCAACUAUGACAGACAAAAUGAGAAAAAAAAAUCCAGAAAAUCACAUUGUAGGAUUUUUAAUGCAUUUAUUUGCAAAUUAUGGUGGAAAAUAAGUAUUUGGUCAAUAACAAAAGUUUCUCAAUACUUUGUUAUAUACCCUUUGUUGGCAAUGACACAGGUCAAACGUUUUCUGUAAGUCUUCACAAGGUUUUCACACACUGUUGCUGGUAUUUUGGCCCAUUCCUCCAUGCAGAUCUCCUCUAGAGCAGUGAUGUUUUGGGGCUGUCGCUGGGCAACACGGACUUUCAACUCCCUCCAAAGAUGUUCUAUGGGGUUGAGAUCUGGAGACUGGCUAGGCCACUCCAGGACCUUGAAAUGCUUCUUACAAAGCCACUCCUUCGUAUUCCGGGUGGUGUGUUUGGGAUCAUUGUCAUGCUGAAAGACCCAGCCACGUUUCAUCUUCAAUGCCCUUGCUGAUGGAAGGAGGUUUUCACUCAAAAUCUCACGAUACAUGGCCCCAUUCAUUCUUUCCUUUACACGGAUCAGUCGUCCUGGUCCCUUUGCAGAAAAACAGCCCCAAAGCAUGAUGUUUCCACCCCCAUGCUUCACAGUAGGUAUGGUGUUCUUUGGAUGCAACUUUGUCCUCCAAACACGACAAGUUGAGUUUUUACCAAAAAGUUCUAUUUUGGUUUCAUCUGACCAUAUGACAUUCUCCCAAUCCUCUUCUGGAUCAUCCAAAUGCACUCUAGCAAACUUCAGACGGGCCUGGACAUGUACUGGCUUAAGCAGGGGGAUACGUCUGCCACUGCAGGAUUUGAGUCCCUGGCAGCGUAGUGUGUUACUGAUGGUAGGCUUUGUUACUUUGGUCCCAGCUCUCUGCAGGUCAUUCACUAGGUCCCCCUGUGUGGUUCUGGGAUUUUUGCUCACCGUUCUUGUGAUCAUUUUGACCCCACGGGGUGAGAUCUUGCGUGGAGCCCCAGAUCGAGGGAGAUUAUCAGUAGUCUUGUAUGUCUUCCAUUUCCUAAUAAUUGCUCCCACAGUUGAUUUCUUCAAACCAAGCUGCUUACCUGUUGCAGAUUCAGUCUUCCCAGCCUGGUGCAGGUCUACAAUUUUGUUUCUGGUGUCCUUUGACAGCUCUUUGGUCUUGGCCAUAGUGGAGUUUGGAGUGUGACUGUUUGAGGUUGUGGACAGGUGUCUUUUAUACUGAUAACAAGUUCAAACAGGUGCCAUUAAUACAGGGAAUGAGUGGAGGACAGAGGAGCCUCUUAAUGAAUAAGUUACAGGUCUGUGAGAGCCAGAAAUCUUGCUUGUUUGUAGGUGACCAAAUACUUAUUUUCCACCAUAAUUUGCAAAUAAAUUCAUUAAAAAUCCUACAAUGUGAUUUUUGGGAUUUUUCUUUUCUCAAUUUGUCUGUCAUAGUUGACGUGUACCUAUGAUGAAAAUUACAGGCCUCUCUCAUCUUUUUAAGUGGGAGAACUUGCACAGUUGGUGGCUGACUAAAUACUUUUUUUCCCCACUGUAUCUGAUCCAUGUUGGGUGUAUUGACUAAGACAUAUCUGAUCCAUGUUGGGUGUAUUGACUAAGACAUCUGAUCCGUAUUGUGUGUAUUGACUAAGACAUAUAUGAUCCAUAUUGUGCGUAUUGACUAAGACAUAUCUGAUCCAUAUUGUGCGUAUUGACUAAGACAUAUCUGAUCCAUAUUGGGUGUAAUGAAAUGAUGCUUGUGUUUCAGGUUGGCUGGGCUAUUGGAGCAGGGCACAUUCUAAAGCACCUGAAGACCGUCCAUCAGAACUCUGUGUACCACUGUGCCACUGCCGCUCAGGUUAACAAUUGAUUUAUGAUGCUUUCUAAACCACUACUGUUGGUGUAUAAAGACAUAUGACCUCACCCUUACUCUAACUUUCUGACUUAUUUACUCUACUUACUCUUGCCUAUUGAAUGAGGAAGGUGAGCAUGCUGUAUGUCUUGCCCACAACUUUUAAAUUGACUACAGUUGUCUUUAAAUUCAGUCUGUCUGAAUCUUAUCUGAAAUUGAAUCGUUGUUUUACCUCUGAAAGUUAACAUUCUCCAGCUCAUGCUUUGGGUGGGUCGUUCACACUUGCACCAUCUCAGGAGGCGGUGGCCCAAGGUUUCCAGAGAGAGUACGAGCAGUUUGGGACGCCAGAGAGCUACUUCCUGCAGCUGCCUGAGAGGCUGCAUCACAAGAGGAAGAAGCUGGCCACCUGUCUGGAGAGUGUUGGCCUGCAGCCCAUUCUGCCUGAGGGAGGCUACUUCAUGAUCGCAGACAUCUCCUCUCUCAGUGAGUAUUAGUGUACCAGUAAAGUGUGUUUGCUUGUAUCUGGUUGUGUUACAAUGUCGUUUAUCUGUUUGUGAGUGUUGCAAUGUGUGUUUUUCACGGAUCCGUUUGUGUGACUGUAACAAUGUUUCAGCUUCUUCAUCAAAUUUGUCUUGCUUAAUAUGGGCAUAUGAAGUAAUGGAUGAAUGUUGCUUGAUAUUUCAUAACUGUUUUUGUCUGGAUGUUAUGGUUUUUUCCAAAGAGGUUGACUUGAAUGAUCCAAGCACUCAGGGUGAAGCUCAUGACUACAGAUUUGUCAAGUGGCUCAUUAAAGAGAAGGUAAUAAGAGGGGAGAGGUUUAGGUUGAACUAAAUAUUGAACACAUGUUGACAUGAUAUGGAUGAUGCAUAAUGUAAUCCUGACCUAUGUGUUCUUCAUAAUGCAGGGUUUGGCCACUAUCCCUGUCUCGGCUUUCUACAGCCCUGAGCACCGCAAGGACUUUGAAAACUACGUUCGGUUCUGCUUCGUCAAGGAGGACUCGACGUUGAACGCUGCCGAGGAUAUCCUCAGAAAGUGGAGGGAUGGAAAAUGAAGAAAGCACACAGACAACCCUUCCUGUUUUGCCUUUAUCCAGCCUAGCUCAAAUCAGGUGUUCUCAGUUGAACCGAGCCAUAUUCAGCACCUAUGGAUUUAUUUACACUGUAGCACUGUAGGAAUAGACCUCCAUAGGAGCAAGUUAUAAGGGAUGUUUUCCUUUGUCAAUGUACGCUGAGUGUACAAAACA